AGGGAACUCACUCUGCACAUCUUCACUUCAGAGCGCAGAAAUACAGCCUUCACGGCAGUGGCCCCCGGAGGGAUGAACGAGUACCUGAAUAGGCACGUAUAGAUCGCGGUUGGUUCUGCAGGUGUCGUACGCUCACCAGAGUUGAGGCAUGAGGCUCCAGGCCCUUCAGUUGGGAUAAACCCCGGCUCCCUUAACGCCGAUCGGCCCAAUCCCCUUCCAAGGUUAGCUCCCGCCUGCUGCCAUUGCGGUCGCGAAGUGAAGAGUGAUUGCGCGCGUCUCCCUGUACUCAGAAGAGCUUCAAUUGCCCAUCAAGCAUUGAAGGCCACCACUCCUCACAUUGCGCAUCUAUAACUCGAAUUCGGCGCGAUCAUGGCGCCUCCUCCGCAGGACGAUUCCUCCAUCGAGUACACGCCAGAAUACCAUGGCUUCAUCUCCAAGCUGACCGAAUACCACGAGAAGCGAGGCACCGAGUUCGUGCGCGAGCCCCGCGUAGGCAGUCGGCAGAUUGACCUCCUGAAGCUAUAUAAAACGGUCAUGGUUCAUGGCGGCUACGAUAAAGUCAGCGACGAGAAAUUGGCAUGGCGCAAGUUGGGCGAGAAAUUCCAAUUGGGCUCCAUGCAGCUGCCCGCACUUGCCUUUGCCCUCAAGACGGUCUAUUAUAAAAAUCUGGCGGCCUACGAGAUUUCCACGGUCCACGGAAAAGAACCGCCGCCCAAAGAGAUUCUGGAGUAUCAGACGGCGAGUGGUGGCAGUCUUUUGACGCGGACGACCGAGAACUAUAAGCCGCGGCGAGAUGCAAAUGCAGGAAAUGAGCAGUCAGAAGCAUCGGGUGACGACGGCACCCCAGCCAGAGAUAGAAAUGGGAGUGAAGAGACGCCUGGGUCCGGUUCAAGAGCAACCAGAGGUUUACGUCAGGCUCCACCACAAAGAAUAUUGUUCCAGCCCGAAUCACAUACACCAAGACAGACCCGACAUCUCUCCAACACCUCCCAUGCUUCCUCGCCCCAACACUCCACACAGAACCAAGCGGGACCUCGUGGUGCUUCCACCUCUUUCAAUCCAUCCUCCAAUACCGACAGCAUGUCACACGCCGUAGCAAGCUAUGAGCCAAGGCCGCCGAUGCCUUUGACGUUGCGUCCAGUCACCACUCCAGCCAACAAUCCCGUAGGUUUCGCACAGCUUCAGAGAGCGAAAGAGGCUCGUCUGGCCGCAGCAAACAGACCGCCUUCCAAUUUCGCAAAUCGAGGUCUCAUGCUUCCUGGUUGUAAGUGAAUCCUGAUCAUUCUCUGGACCGGAAAACGCUGAUGCUUCUUUAGCUGGCUUCGAUGGCCCAAAUAUCUACGUUCGAUGUCUGUGUGCGUUGAAAUCGGGCAUAGCUUCCGAGCAAGACUAUGCUUUACACCACUUGGUCAAAAUUUCGAUGGAAAGAGGAGAUAAAUAUCGGUUCGAAUCCUUUCCUGGGUUGGCGGAGGCGUUGACGGAGAAAUUAUUGGAAGUCGGCUCGUUAUUCUAUCAGGUCAACUGGGAGGUUUCAUACAUAGAGGAUGGGGCUACCAGUAGUCUGAAUGUUCUCAACGGAAUCGACGGUACCCCGGACAUCUUGCACCGAAUUGCACAGCUCCCCAAAUUAGAUGUUGACGACAACAUACAGACUGAACAAUUCAGCGACGCUCUUCUCCAGGUCAACGAGGCGGCGCUCACCAUGAGAAACAUGAUUAUGCUUGAAGAGAAUGCGCAGUAUGUUUCAGAUAUGUCACCAUUACGAGACUGGUUAAGCAUCGCUCUCAACCUUCCGGAUUUCGACAGUGUAGUGGAGCUAAAACACUACGCACUUGAUAUUGCGGAACAAAUUACCAAAUACCUGCACUUUGACCAAACCGACCCUCUGUAUGUGUCACUUUUGGCUCAGAUAAUUUCUCCUGAUCGAGGAGCAAUUUUGACGGCGUUACGGGCUAUCAGUAGAAUCUCCAUGAAUUUGGAAGAAAACAAUAUGCUCAGAGGAGUUCCUGUUACAGUCAUGCAAUACAUCAUGGACUGGAUUCUUCUCAAUGAUGAAGAUCUUGUCCAUGCUUGUUUGGACUUCUUGUACCAGUACACCGCGGUUGUGGAUAACGUUGAUUUUCUCCUCUCUGAAGUACAGGUUGAACCACUUGUGAAUCAGCUAACCCGCCUCUUAUCACACGGUGCCAAAGAUGUGGUCAAGGAUAUGAUCCGCGUACCAGAAAGAAGGAAGCCCGCCCCUGAAAAUCUUGCCCCAGUUCCUGGUGACCUUCUCGCUAAGCUUCUCACAAUGGAUGAACCGGAACGCAGUUCACAGUGGCUUCGUUGCCUCUAUGAAGAAGACCGCGAAGAGUGCAUCACUCAAAUUGCAUUAUGGACUGCCUACCAAAAUCAAUUUGCAUCAACCGUUCAUCUAACCGGAAAACCAAUUCUCCAGGCAGCUGAUUUCAUCAAGAACGUCAGUACGACAUUCGCCGAGAAGGCUGCAGCACAAGUUCAGAGUGGAGACAACCCGAGAUUUGUCAUCAAAGGUAUUAGAAUGAGGAGUCUACCGGUCAAUCUGGAUGGGGAAGAGUACGUUCAAUGUUUAUGGAAUGUUCACCGACCAGGAGCCCCCGCUGGAGCCUGUGGCGAAUACUUCAACAAUAAAUCAGAUGUUUUCUAUCACAUCUUGCAAGCUCAUCUCUACGUAGAGAAAACAGCCGAUGGCAAAUACCAACCAUCAAGAACCGACAAGCUCGCCUGCUACUGGGGAGAAUGCUCUGGCUUCCAACAUUCCCCCGCAGACAAAUUUUCUCAAUUGGUUACACACAUCAAAUUCCAUUUCAAAUCACCUUCCCCAAGCAACAAUAUAACCGACGGGCAACCACCGGCUAAGAAGACGAAACCAUCAUACGUCAUCCCAGCCGUUAAACAAGGCUUCCACUGGUAUCUAACAGCAAUGGAUGAGCGGCACGAUGCUGCUGGCAUCCCUCUCAGUGCCGUCCUCGUUCUUCGAAAUCUUGCUCGCAAUAUUAGUAAGACGGAAGCUGAGGAAAUUCAUACCAGAGAGACUGGGGUUUCCUGGGUCGACCGACUUUUCAAACCUGUUGUUCCUACUUUUUACGAGGUCAUGGCCCACAAUCGGGCUUUAGUAAGUUUGAUUUUCUGAUUUCUAUGGCAUGAUACUUUUACUAACGCAUUUAAAGUCUCCAUAUAUGGCCGAUUUACUUGCGUCUCUUAAUGAUUCUUGAGGUUACGGAGUUCGCUGAAGUGGUUGGUAGUCAUUUAUAAUGUGCAAGUUAUUAGUAACAAAGAUGAUAUGUUAGGUCUUAUGCGCUGGCGUUUUUCUGGAGCUGGCUGGAUGGGUGGGUUUGGUGGUAUGGUGGGUAUGCUGAGACGAAAUUUGGGAGGCGUCGUAGAGAAUGGCAUACCCAUAGCCCUGCCUAUGUAUUGUGUAUGAUAUCAAAUCAAUUAAAGAAGAAAUGAUCUGAAGCGAUGCUUUUCAUGUACCGAUCCCUGGACCAAUUAUAUUUGGUUUGAAAAAAUG
Messenger RNA from Hymenoscyphus albidus, 3529 nucleotides. The record is from the annotation of a GenBank genome assembly. NCBI's taxonomy places the organism in Eukaryota, Fungi, Ascomycota, Leotiomycetes, Helotiales, Helotiaceae.